Messenger RNA from Pseudomassariella vexata, 345 nucleotides. RefSeq names its product ribosomal protein S14p/S29e. The coding region runs from base 1 to 345 and encodes 114 amino acids. Gene Ontology annotation, biological process: translation. Gene Ontology annotation, molecular function: structural constituent of ribosome. The record is from RefSeq and is a predicted model, not a curated record. Gene Ontology annotation, cellular component: mitochondrial small ribosomal subunit; ribosome. Lineage: Eukaryota; Fungi; Ascomycota; Sordariomycetes; Amphisphaeriales; Pseudomassariaceae. The transcript has 3 exons.
AUGUCGCAAUUCUUCCGGGCCAAGAAGCUCGACCUUGGCUGCUUCAUCAACAUCAAGACGAUCCGAGAUCACACCAAGAGAAAGGUGUACGCACAGUACGAGCCUGAAAGGCAAGCACUGCGCUACAUCAUCAGAAAUACGACACUGCCAGCAAGGACGCGAGCUGAGGCGCAGCUGCAAUUGACACAGAUGCACUGCUAUACGCGACCGACACAGAUCCGCGGCCGGUGUUUGAUGGGUGGAAAGGGACGUGGUAUCUUCCGUGACUUUAAGCUUUCGAGAUAUAACUUUAGAAUGGAGGCAUUGGAGGGUAACCUGCCCGGUGUAAAGAAGGCAAGUUGGUAG